Messenger RNA from Entamoeba nuttalli P19, 1782 nucleotides. RefSeq lists its product as hypothetical. NCBI's taxonomy places the organism in Eukaryota, Evosea, Mastigamoebida, Endamoebidae. The transcript has a single exon. The coding region runs from base 1 to 1782 and encodes 593 amino acids. The record is from RefSeq and is a predicted model, not a curated record.
AUGACUAAUCGUAUAGGUGAAAGUAAACAUUUUAUUCUUCCAAAACCACAAAAAGUGAAAGACACUGAUGUUACAAAUCCAAUUCCUCUAAUUACUCCUGUUGAUAUUAAAAAUAAAUAUAAAAGUGAUUCACCACAACCAAUAAUAAAAGAAAUGUCUUCUGACAAUCACUUAAGAGGAUUUGAUAAAAAAUUCAUUUUAACUGAAAAAAGUGACAAUGAAAAUGUUUGUUCUAAUACCACUGCUGUUUCAGACGAAAAUAAACAAAAACUAUGUGAAGAUUGUGUUAAUGAUAAAAGUGGUGAAAAGAAAUUAAUUCAAGAUGAAAAUUUUCAUCUAGAAACUUCAUCUUUGAAUCAAUCUACAUCAUUAAUUAAUAACUCAGAAUCAAACGAAUUUUGUUUUGGAUCGUCUGAAAGUGAUGAUGGGUCAUGUGAAAUAGUUAUGGAUAAUCAAAUUACUGUAGAAGGUAAACAAAAAGAGAAAAAAUUUCAACAAAUUAGCCUUUCUGAUUUUAAAGAAAAAGAUUGUGGAGAAGGUAUUGGAUUUGAACUUGGAUAUGGAAUGGAUAGUGAAGAUGAAAUUGAAGGAGAAAAUAACACAUUAAAAGCACUCCCCAAAAAAUGUUCAGAAGCUCAUCAAACACCAGUUAUCCAAGAUGAUAAUGUAUUUAAAAAUAAAAGUCAAGAAGAACAAAAGUCAAGUGAAUUUGAUUUUGGAAGUGAUAAUCAUGAAAGUUCAAAUAGUUGUAUUUUUAAUGAGUCAAUAAGCAGAAGUGAAAGUCUUGGAAGUGUAUUAAAUAGUUGUGAAAUAAAAGAAGGAAUUGAAUUUGAUAGUCCAAUAAAAAAUGAAGAAAAAACAGGAAAGGUUGUGAAAUUAUGGCAACCAUCCUUGUCUGAUUUCAAAGAAAAGGUUAAAGAAGAUAAAAACAGUCUUGUUAUAGGUAAAAAAGAACGGUUAUCUGAUAAAAUUGAAGAUUCAAAUGUAGUAGUAGCCAAACCUAUAAGCAUUAAAAGCGAAAGUUAUAAAUCAAAUAAAUUAGAACCUAGAGAAUCGUUUAUUGUAAGAACAGAUAAAAAAACAUCAAGUAAUAUUGAUAGUAAAACAAAAGAAGCUUUAGAAAUACAAGAACGACUAAAACUAGAACAACAACAAUGGUUAAAAAAGAAAGAGGAAGAAGAAAAACGGGUACUAGAAGACCAAUUAAAUUCCUUAGAAAUCACUAAAGAAGAAAAUUUAAACAAAGGGAUUAUUAAGUCAUUUAUUCCUAGUUUACAACAGUGGACUGGAAUGCAAAAAUAUGAUGUUAUUUAUAACUCAAAGUUAGAUGGGUUUAAAAAAGAAAGAAUUAAUAACCAUAUUUGUUUAAAGAAACAUGUUAUGGUUUUAGUGUUUACAACAGAUGGAAAUGUGUUUGGGUGUUACAAUAGUAAGAGACUACCUGCUCCAAGUUGUGAAGGAUUUGUAAUGGAUGAUCCACAACAUUUUAUUUUUACAUUAAAAAAUCCAUUAUCAAUACCACCAACAAAAUUUGUUAAAAAAAGUAUUUUUGGACCAUCAGUAGGGAUUAAUUUCAAUGGAUAUAAAUCUGUUGAUGGUGAAGAUGUUUUAUUAACAUGUAGAUGGUUCUUUUAUAUUCGAGAAAAAGAUUCAAGUAUUUCAUCUUCAUUCAGUAGUAUUUAUAAUGACAUUAUUGGAAAAGAAUAUUUUGUAUUCACUGGAACUACUGUUGUAAAAGUUGAGAGAGUCAUUGCCUUAGAAUGGAAAAAAGACUCAAUUUAA